AUGCAAUUAAAUUGGAAAUUAAUUUAGUUCUAUUCAACAAACACUAUCAAUGUUGUUAUUGGAUUGCUUUUAUAUUUAUAUGAUGUUAGUUAAAUAUUUUCACUUGUACUACUUAUAUUGAACGGAAUGAUAUUAUUAAUCAGUAUAUUGAUCAUUCAUAAACAAAAAAAAAUAAUUCCAAAAAUAUAUUUUCAAUUGUUUAUGAAUCUUACUCUUAGUGUUCAUAUAUCAUAUUGCUGUUUUUUAGAUAAGGAUUUAGCUAGAAUAACAUAUAUUUUAUUGAAAGCAUUAGAAAUAUAAAUGGUCAAAAAAUAAUCAAUAAUAAAAUCCAUAAUAUUGCAUCUUGCUUACAACAUUUUAUUAUUUAUAUUGUUCAUAAUUCAUUAAGAAAAUACAAUCUCAUAUAUUGUCACUGUGUAUUGCACUAUCUUAUUGGUUAAGUUAAAAUACUCUUCAAUAAUUUAAGAAAAUUAAGAAUUCGAAUUACCUGUAUAAAUUACAAAACCCACAUAAAGAAAUUCAGAAAUUAUCAAUUUAAUAUAAGAUUCAAUUAGUAAUUCUUGGUUGAUUCGAUUAUAAAAUAUACCAGUAGGUAUUAUGAUAGUAAAUAAGAAUAAUCUUUAAAUUAUGUUUUAAAAUCAAUCUCUACUUUAAAUGUUUGAUGGUAUAAAAGACAUACCUAAAUUUUUAAUGUAUGAAUUAUAAUUCAAACUUUAAAUAAAAAGAAAAAGAAAAUAAGUUAAAGAAACAAGUAUUAAAUUACCUAAACAAUCUCCUCAAUAAUAAAAUAGUAUUCCAUAAUUUUUUAGUUGCAAUAAAAUGCCUAGUUUUUAAAAACUUCCAAAUACUUUAAAUGAAAUAUUAUUGGAAUUAUAAAAUGGAAAUUUAGAUUAAUUUUAUUCAAAAGAGAACAAUUUAGAACUUUUAGCUUAAUUAUCAAAAUCUAAGUAUCCCUCUUUUCAUGAAGAAGAAUAUACAAGAAACAUUUAAUGUAAGAUAUUUUGUGGUUAGAAUGAUCAUGAAUAUUUGAUAAUUAUGGAUGAUAUAUCAUUGCAAAGUUAUUUAUAAAAAUUAGAAACAAGAGAAAAAUUCUAAGUCAGAAUUAUUGAUUCCUUCUCUCAUGAAUUAAGAACUCCUUUAAAUAGUGCUAAAUUAUUUCUAGAUGGUCUUAUUAAUGAUCCAAGUAUCAAUGAAAAUCAUAAAUAUAAUUUUAUAUAUCCUGCUUCAAAUGCUUUGAAAUUAUAAGCAUAUUUAAUUAGGGAUAUUAUAGAUUUUAUUUAGUUUCAUUCAUAAAUUAUUAAAUAUAAAUUUGAAGAAUUUAAUUUUGAAGAUAUUGUCUAAGAAGUAAAUGAUAUAUUUAGACCUAUAUUGUAAAUGAAAUAUAUUGGAUUACAUAUUAUUGUUAAAAAUUCUGUCCCACCUAUUAUAUAUUCAGAUGUAGAUAGAAUAAUGUAGAUCUUAGUUAAUUUAAUUUCGAAUUCAAUUAAAUUUUCUGAGAGAGGAUUGAUUACCAUAGAAAUCUCAUGCUAUGAGACAACUUUAACUUUUUGUGUAAAAGAUUAAGGUGUUGGUAUAGAAAAUGAUUAAUUACAGAAAAUUUAAGAAUUCUUAAAAUCCUUUAAUCAAAACAGAGAUUUUUCAUGUCAUGAUGAAUGGUAAGGUUUGGGAUUACUUGUAAGUUAAAUGAAUUUAUUCAAGUUAGCCCCAUAAAACAAAACCUAAUUGAAAAUCAGUUCUAAUGGAUUAGGUGAAGGUACUUAAGUUACCUUUAAAAUUAGGACAACUCAAUCAUCAAAUACAUAAAUAUUAGGAACUACUAUCAAAAGAUAGAGUUUAAGAACUGCAUAUACAGUACCAGAUCUUUGUAUGGGAAUUUAGGGAAUUUUAAUUAUUAAUAAUCCUAAAUCGGAUGAUUUGAUGCUUGAUAAGAAACUUUAAUAAAUUCCCAUUAGACAUCAUUCAUCUAUUGCUAAUUAUUUUCGACCUUAAUAAUCUACAGGAUUGUUAAAUUAGUAUGUAUAACAAGAAACAGACCUACUUUAAGAUGAGGAAUCAUAAAGAGGAAACCUUUAAGGGAAUAUAAUAAAAUUGAAUAACUCAACCAAAUAAUUUUAUAACUUUAUAUUUAAUAAAGAAUUAAGGGAAAAGUCAAUUAAAAGAAGAAAAAAAUCUUCAUUUAGUAUUUCAGAAAUUGAUAUAUAAUCAAAAAAAAGACCAAAUACAUUAAUCUCAAGACUUAUUUAAAGAGAAGAACAAGAAAUAUAAAUGGAAGAAAAGUUUGAGAAUUUAUAAUUCCCUUGUUAAUGUGCAAGAAUAUUAUCUGUAGAUGAUGAUCUAUUUAAUCAAAAAGCAUUAUAAGUUAUUAUUGGAUAAAUGGGAUUUAGAUUAUUAAUAGUAAUAUUCAUCUAAUUUUUUAGGCAUAUAAUGGUUAUUAAGCUGUGGAAUUGAUUUAAAAUACUGAAAAAUGUUCUGAAUCAUGUAAAUUGUUUCACUUUAUUUUAAUGGAUUGUUAGAUGCCCAUUAUGGAUGGGUGGACUACUACAAAAGUACUUAUGGAUCUCAUAAGAGAUAAGAAGGUUCCAGAUAUACCAAUAAUAGGAUUGACUGCAUUUAAUUCAGCAGAAGAUAUCAGUAGAUGCUUUGAAGUUGGUAUGAGAGAUGUAUUGACGAAACCCUUAAAUAUUAACUAACUAAAGCAUGUAUUAAUAAAAUUAUUUAAAUGA
Molecule: messenger RNA, 2723 nt
Organism: Paramecium pentaurelia
Lineage: Eukaryota; Ciliophora; Oligohymenophorea; Peniculida; Parameciidae
Source: the annotation of a GenBank genome assembly